Molecule: messenger RNA, 3376 nt
Organism: Peromyscus californicus insignis
Lineage: Eukaryota; Metazoa; Chordata; Mammalia; Rodentia; Cricetidae
Gene: Sde2
Product: SDE2 telomere maintenance homolog
Exons: 7
Coding region: 231-1559 (442 amino acids)
Cellular component (GO): nucleus
Source: RefSeq, a predicted model, not a curated record
UAGCCUUAGCGCUCGGUGGGCUUAUCGGCCUCCCGCAGGCCUUUCCUGUCCCCUCCCCCCACACCAGCCGCGCGACGCCGGGCCACGUGACCGCCCUCCGGAAAGGCGGGGGUGAGUGGGAACGUGCGGGGCGGGGCGCUGGAAGCGGAGGCCUUUCGUCAUCAAGGUGCGACCAGGUGGUUGCGUCGCCUAGUGUUCGUCACCGCCCCGAGGUUCCGUCCCCCGGCGAGAUGGCGGAGGUUGCGGUGCUGGCGUGGGUUCGCGGCCCCGGAACCGGGUGCAGGGCGCUGCCGUGUGCCUCGGCGAGGUGCUCCGUGCGCGAUGUUAUCUACCGACACUGCCAGGAACAGGGAGUUCCUGCGGACUGCUUCUUUGUGAAAUGCAGUGGAGUCCUCGUUGCCGCCAGCGACACGGUGCAGCAUGGGGCAGUGUACAGUUUGGAGCCCAGGCUCUGUGGGGGGAAAGGAGGUUUUGGGUCUAUGCUUCGAGCUCUUGGUGCUCAGAUAGAGAAGACAACCAAUCGAGAAGCCUGCCGGGACCUCAGUGGGAGGAGAUUACGAGAUGUCAAUCACGAGAAAGCGAUGGCCGAGUGGGUGAAGCAGCAAGCCGAGCGCGAGGCUGAGAAGGAGCAGAAGCGCCUGGAGAGGCUGCAGCGAAAGCUGGCGGAGCCCAAGCACUGCUUCAGCAGCCCCGACUACCAGAGGCAGUGCCACGAGAUGGCCGAGCGCCUGGAGGAUUCCGUCCUCAAAGGUAUGCAGGCUGCCUCCAGCAAGAUGGUGUCAGCAGAAAUCAGUGAGACUCGGAAACGGCCUAUCAAGUCAAAGACAGACCAGGGAGCUGGUGCCAAGAAAAGGAAAUGCUUUUGGUUGGGCAUGGAGGGACUGGAGGCCGCCGAGGGGUCCAGCGCUGGGAGCUCGGAUGAUGACAGUGAGGACGCCCCUGGUACUUCGGAGCGGAGCUGCUGUGCUCCAGGAAAUGGUAGUGAUGCUGUGGAGGUGGCAGCCGACUGUCCUUGCAGUCCUCAGAGCUCAGGAUUGAAUGCAGACUCCGAGUCCUCAGAAGAGCUUCAGAAAACCGUGACCGACCCUGGGCAGGACAUUUUGGAGAACACACGAACUGAGCUGGGAGAGACAUCUUCCAGGGAGCACAGCGAACGGCAGAUGGUCACAGAAACAGAAGAGACCCCAGCAAAGAAGGAGACAGAGAGUCCCAAACCCACACAAGAGGACCAAGAGACAGGAGUGAUUGGUGGGGACAGAACUGCCAUGACAGAAUCUGGAGAAGAUAGGAAAAGCAUCCCUGCUGCUGACCUGGAGAGAAGCCACUCAGGAGACACAGCUGUCGGUCGGGAAGCUGUGGACCUGCUGGCAUUCAGCUCUGCGUCGGAGUUGGAGUCGCUGGGCUUGGAGAGACUCAAGUGUGAACUGAUGGCCCUUGGACUGAAGUGUGGGGGCACCCUGCAGGAGCGCGCAGCCAGACUCUUCUCUGUCAGGGGCCUGGCAAAGGAGCACAUUGACCCAGCUCUCUUUGCCAAGCCUUCCAAAGGGAAGAAGAAAUGAAUUCCCUCAGGCUCUCAUGCUUUUGACAAUUACUCUGGCUUGAUGUGGACUUGUGGCCAGUGCUCCUGUUGAUACUAAAAGCCAGUUUUUUAAUAACUCGGUUCUAACUGGUUUCUUUUCAUUGGUACCUGGGCUUCAGGUUUUCACUGGAGGAAGAAAACUUUGUAGAGUAUUUUCCUUUCUUUUUGAUGUUUUUGAGAGAUUCACAGCCGGACAGUGGUGGCGCACGCCAGCAUUCGGGAGGCAGAGGCAGGUGGAUCUCUGUGAGUUUAAGGCCAGCCUGGUCUGCAGAGUGAGAUUCGGGACAGCUAGAGGUACACAGAGAAAAACAAAUUAAAAGUUUGGAGAGACUCGCUCUAUAGUCUGGACUGACAAGAACUUUGUAGUUCAGCUUGGUCUCAAACUUGCAGGGAUCCUCCUGCCUCAGGUAUAAGCCACUGCACCUGUUUUGUCAGAGGUUUAUACAUUUCUUUGGCUUUAUAUUGUGUCAUUUUGGUGCUGUUUUCAGGAAAUUUAUUUGUAGACACAGUUAUUCAUGACUUCUGGUAAAAACUUCUCUCUCUUCCCAAUACUGAGUGUGUGCGUGUGUGCUACCAGGGAUGGGACCUGUCUCUCCCAGGCCUCUCACACUGGGGAUUUUUAUUCCAGUGGGGGCCUGUUUGGUUUGGUUUUCAGAGAAUCGUUUUUUCGGCUUUGUGAGUUUUUCUCAGUUGUCCAUCUCCCUAGCAUUGCCCGUUUGCUCUCCUGUGUGCCUCGGGCUUUCUUCCUUCUUCAGCCCCUGGAGUGUUAGGUCACUGACUGUAGUCUCUCCCCCCCCAGUGUAUUGCCCAGUUAGCAAAUAUUUGUGUUUUCUCUAAAUGCCUUAUUGACAGUGACUAUUCAGGUCAGAAAACACCUUGCUGUGCUGUGCACGUUGAAAAGAACAAACACAAGCCUGCGGUGGUGGUGCACACCUUUAAUCCCAGCACUUGGGGGCAGAGCCAGGUGGAUCUCUGUGAGUUCGAGGCCAGCCUGGGCUACAGAUGGAGUUUCAGGACAGCCAGGGCUGCACUUACACUCAGCCGGCAGGGGAGUGUGUUCUGGAAUACCCAUUGUGUGAGUGGCUGGUAGGAUUAUUCCGAUGACCUGUCUUUGCUAGUUUGUUUUCACAAGGAACUAAGAAUAUUAAAAUCUCAGUUAUGGUUGAAAUCGCCUUUUUUGAGAUAAAAAUAACUAUUAGCAUUUGUUGAGUUGAUUAUAAAUUAAUUCAGUGGUCUUACAUGCACACAAGUUUCUGCAUUGCCUUAAAAUGUCUUGCUCUAGUUGGUUUUGGAUUUUUUUUAUUUCACCUUUGACAGUUUUCCAUGUGUAUACAAUAUAUUUUGAUCAUGCCCACCCCAUCCUACUUCUUUAAUUCUGUUUUUAUUGUAUAUUUUAAAACUGUUACUGGGUUUCACUCUUGUGGUGUAUAUUGAACAGUGUGUCACGCAGUCCCCUUCAUCUCUGGUGACAGUUUCCUGUCAUUCCACAUGUAUUUAUCUCCAGCCUUUGUCCUGUUUCCACAGCCUGUGUUUUCUGUGCAGUUCUUUUCUCCCCACUCUCUCUGUCUACACUGGGUUCCUACCCACACCAUGUAUCGUCUCUCAUUGUGUCUGUUCUGUCUUGUCAUCGUCUGGUCCCUGUCUCUGAUGACAAGUCAGUGGUGAGUCACACAAUUGUUCUAUCAUGUGUUCUUUGGGGCUGUUCUCAGACGGGCCCAGAUGUUUUCUACUCAUUUUUUACCUUGGAGUUGGAACUUUGUAAAUUUAUGCCAUUAAUUAAAUUUGGAAAAAAAUUAA